Molecule: messenger RNA, 801 nt
Organism: Fraxinus pennsylvanica
Lineage: Eukaryota; Viridiplantae; Streptophyta; Magnoliopsida; Lamiales; Oleaceae
Source: the annotation of a GenBank genome assembly
AUGGUAGACGUGCCUUCCUGUUUCGUUGGUCUGGUCCUGGAGGACUGUCAGCUUCCUUAUGCAAACCACGGGCAUGUUAUUUUGGCUGACCCAUCACCUAUAUUGUUUUACCCCAUAAGCAGCACUGAGGUUCGCUGUCUGGUUGAUGUUCCUGGUCAAAAGGUCCCUACUAUAUCAAAUGGUGAAAUGGCCAAAUAUUUGAAGACCACAGUUGCACCCCAAGUCCCUCCUGAGCUGUUUGAUGCAUUUAUUUCUUCUAUUGAGAGAGGAAAUAUAAGGACAAUGCCCAACAGAAGCAUGCCUGCUGCUCCGCAUCCUACACCUGGGGCUUUGCUCAUGGGGGAUGCGUUCAACAUGCGCCACCCAUUGACCGGUGGAGGAAUGACUGUUGCAUUUUCUGAUAUUGUUGUACUGCGCAAUCUUCUUAAGCCUCUGCCUGAUCUCAAUGAUGCACAUACUCUCUGCAAAUAUCUUGAAUCCUUUUACACCUUGCGGAAGCCUGUGGCAUCCACUAUCAACACAUUGGCAGGGGCACUUUACAAGGUCUUCAGCGCAUCACCUGAUCGAGCACGGAAUGAGAUGCGCCGGGCAUGCUUCGACUAUUUAAGCCUUGGAGUGGCAAUAUUUGGUGUUGGACGGUUGUUGUUGCCUUUUCCAUCUCCCAAACGCAUGUGGAUUGGAGCCAGAUUGAUUUCUAGUGCAUCAGAAAUAAUCUUCCCAAUUAUCAAAGCAGAAGGUGUGAGGCAGAUGUUCUUUCCAGCAACUGUUCCUGCAUAUUACAGAGCUCCUCCUGCCAAGUGA